This is a messenger RNA of Spodoptera exigua (beet armyworm), 2575 nucleotides long. Lineage: Eukaryota; Metazoa; Arthropoda; Insecta; Lepidoptera; Noctuidae. The record is from the annotation of a GenBank genome assembly.
UUACAAUAAAUAUCAAAAUAAGAAUUUGACAAAAUAAUCAGAAUGAGUUGUCACCGUGUCAAUAAGUUAAGAUUAUACUUCACUCUGCUUUGUCUUGUCUGUGCUUCGUAAUUAACAGGAACUCUCUUUUCUUGAUUUGUUAUUUUAUUUAGUGUACCGUAAAUCUUAUAAUAAUGGAUGAUUUCGGAGACAACUUCGUUCAACCUGAAGUCGACCCAGCAGCGGAGUUCCUUGCUCGUGAACAGAACCAGCUAGCAGGACUCGAAGAUGAGUUGGAAACCAGCGCUCCGCCCCCCAUUGUAUCUUCCUCAAACGGCUUGGAUGACUUUGUGGAAGUACCUAGUGCCUCAGCCUUCGAUUCAAACGGCCUUUUAGAUGAAGAACCCAUCCAGACAUCAGUAUUCAAACAGGAAAGAGAAGAACCUGAGAAGAUCCGUGCUUGGCGUGAGGAACAAAAAAAGAGAUUGGAAGAGAAAGAUGCUGAAGAAGAAAAGAAAAAGGAGGAAAUGCUGAAAAUAGCCAAAAAGGAGUUGGAGGACUGGUACAAGACACAUGAGGAGCAAAUUGCCAAAACAAAGGCAGCUAAUAGGAAUGCCGAGAAAGCUUUAGCACGCGGCUCUGAGGGUACCGUGGAAGAUGGUAACGAAUGGGAGCGCGUAGCUGAGCUCUGCGACUUCGGACCAAGACGUGGCCGCGAUGUGGCGCGUCUCAGGUCUAUUGUACUGCAAUUGAAACAGUCGGGAGUGAGACCUAAGCACCCACCACGUACUACUAAAGUAGCUUGAAUUUCCAGAGAAGAUGUACGAGUUACAUAUUACAAAAAAAUUAUACCUAAUCAUCAGUCUCGUAUAUAAAAAUCACACUUAUUAAAAUAAUAAUAAAUUAGAAAAAAAGUUAUUCCAAUGAUGUUGAAUAAUAAUACUGGAAUGUAAUAAUAAUAACAAUAACAGAUGUUAUUUAUUCAUUUUAUAGUAUAUUGUAUAAAUCAUAAUGGCGGACUAUUAUUAGAGACUAGUUAAGCCAAUGUUUUUUUUUUUCAUUAUAAUGUUAAUAAAUAUCAUUCCAAAAUAAAUUAUUGUUCAUUUCUUUGGUACAUUUACCUACUUAUUAUAAUUUAUAUUAAUUAUUUAGUAAUAAUAUUUGUGACUCCUUACUUAUAAUCAAGGCAACAGUGUGUCAUAACAACCAUUACUGGGAUAUUUUUAAUAAAUUUAUAUAGGUAGAUUGCCUACUUUCAUGGCUUAUAUUUGCUACUAUAACUUAUAAUCCCUAGCAAUAUCAAUAUGCUUCUUUUUAUAUAUUUUCUCUGUCAAUUUUAAUAAUAAAUACAUAAGACUUAUAACUAACAGAAAUGGCCAAACACCACAUGUGAGGUAGUUUCGUAGCUGUAAACCUAGAGGAUUAUUUUUAUUCAAGGAUAUAUUGUUGUAUACUAUUUCUGUCCUCUUUGUUACAUCCAUCCAAUUGUACAUUUUCCUUAUUCUCAUAUUGCAUUCAAAGGGGCAUAAUAUAUUGCCUUUGUCUAUGUCUUCCAUAGCCUUUUCAAUUGCUUCCACUAGACUGCCAACAUUUGGUUCUGUAAGAUAAAUCAUACUGUCUGGCAACACUUCAGGUAUACCACCAACUUUAGUUGAAACUACUUUUAACCCACAAGAAGCUGCUUCCACUAUAGCCAUGCAGUAAGCUUCAGUAAGAGAUGUAUUCAAAAAUAUAUCCCCUUUCACUAACACAUCUCUAACUUCUGAAUGUUUGAGACUUCCCAAAAGGGUCACACAAUGCUGGAAACCUUUUUGUUCCCUCACUUCUUGCAAGAGCCACAUUUUAGGACCAUCUCCUCCAACUAUAAACCUUACUCUUGGAUAUCUAGGGCACAUGUCAGCUAUGACAGCAGCCAUUAAAUCAACACCUUUCCUAUAUACAAGGCGGGAUACAAUAACUAUUGUUAUCACAUUAGGAUCUCUUUUGCUCGGGUCUGGAGUAAAGCUGUAGGCAUCAACAGCAUUGGGUAUAACAGAAACUUUGUAUGCUUUCACUUUUGCCCUGAGUACAGUAUUUUCUUUCCCUGUGUGUGACACACAGAUACAAUGGUCACAUUCGCAUAAACACAUCUGAAGAUACUUAUUCGUUAAGACUGCUGAAGUGUCAGCAAAUCCAAAUAGACUGUGAUCAGUAAACACUGUUUUUAAACCCAUUAGUUUACCUAUAAUUGACACCUCAUGACACAAAACACUGAAUGCAGAAUGUCCAUGUACAAUCUCAACUCUUUCUCUUAUCAAUAUGUAUCUUAUCAGUGCUAUAUUGCAAAUCAUAGUUGGCAGGACACAUUGAGCAUAAAAUACUUUUACAGGCAAGUAAUAAACUUUCAGUCCACAAGUUAAAUACCUUAUUCCUACUCGUUUUCCAUAAGAAUGGGUAAUUAUGACUACUUUAUGACCUCUUUUGAUUAGACAUUGUGAUAAAUUAUAAAUAUGCUCUUCUACUCCUCCUGUGUUAGGAUAAAAGAAGUCCGAUGCCAUACAAAUUACGUGUUUCUUGUUCUUUUUCCGGAUCUCCUAAAACAUAUUAUUAUGUUAAA